Notolabrus celidotus (New Zealand spotty) is the source of this 8077-nucleotide messenger RNA. It is a transcript of the gene robo2, whose product is annotated as roundabout, axon guidance receptor, homolog 2 (Drosophila). Gene Ontology annotation, molecular function: protein binding. The record is from RefSeq and is a predicted model, not a curated record. NCBI's taxonomy places the organism in Eukaryota, Metazoa, Chordata, Actinopteri, Labriformes, Labridae. Bases 268 to 5073 code for a protein of 1601 amino acids. The transcript has 33 exons.
CGUGGCGAGCUGACGCCACAACGCGCACGUUUGGGCAGGUAGAUACGAGACCAGACUACUCUUCUUGAAAAAUGUCAAGCCAUGAGUCCUUCAUUAUGGUCUAUUUGGCCGGAGAAAGGGAAGAGAGCUCUGCCAGUUGUGUGCGUAUACAGCGGAGGCAAAGAGAAGAAAGUCACACAGGCAGCAGUGGGAGCCGGACUUGUUCUGGGGAUGUACGACAGAAACUGGACACGGAGGUGCAGAUACAGCUGAGUAUCCAAUGGUGCCAUGACUGCAAGAAGCCAGAGCAGUGUGGGAUACAGAGCGCUCCAAGUGGGUGUGCCUUCUUCCACCUUCCAGCUUCUUCUCAUUGUCUGCGGUCACUUACUAGGCGUCCAAGGUCAAGGAUCCCGUCUGCGCCAGGAGGACUCCCCACCCCGGAUUGUGGAGCACCCCUCUGACCUGAUUGUCUCCAAAGGGGAACCCGCCACCCUCAACUGUAAAGCAGAGGGGCGGCCGACCCCGACAGUGGAGUGGUACAAGGAUGGAGAGCGGGUGGAAACCGACAAAGACGACCCUCGAUCUCACCGCAUGCUGCUGCCCAGCGGCUCACUUUUCUUCCUUCGCAUUGUUCACGGACGUCGGAGCAAACCGGACGAGGGAGCCUACGUCUGCGUCGCCCGGAACUACCUGGGAGAAGCUGUGAGCCGGAACGCAUCUUUGGAAGUAGCAUUGCUGCGAGAUGACUUCAGACAAAACCCGACAGACGUGGUGGUGGCAGCAGGAGAGCCGGCAAUCCUGGAGUGUGUUCCACCCAGAGGCCAUCCUGAACCCACCAUCUACUGGAAGAAAGACAAAGUGCGAAUUGACGACAAGGAUGACAGAAUCACUAUUCGAGGGGGGAAGCUAAUGAUCUCCAACACAAGAAAAAGCGACGCUGGCAUGUACAUCUGUGUGGGGACCAACAUGGUCGGAGAGAGGGACAGCGAGACGGCACAAGUCACAGUGUUUGAGCGACCGACCUUCCUCCGGAGGCCCAUCAACCAAGUGGUCCUAGAAGAGGAGACUGUGGAAUUCCGCUGCCAGGUACAAGGAGACCCUCAGCCAAACGUACGCUGGAGGAAAGACGACGUCGAUGUUCCUCGUGGGAGGUACGAGAUCAAGUAUGACAAGGACGACUAUGUGCUGAGAGUGAAGAAGGCUUCCGUUAACGACGAGGGAACGUUUACCUGUGUGGCUGAAAACCGCGUGGGCAAGCUGGAGGCAUCUGCCACUCUCACAGUCAGAGCUCGCCCUGUCGCUGCGCCCCAGUUUGUCAUCCGCCCAAGGGACCAAAUUGUGGCUCAAGGCCGAACUGCAACCUUCCCGUGUGAAACCAAAGGAAACCCUCAGCCUGCUGUCUUCUGGCAGAAGGAAGGGAGUCAGAAUUUGCUCUUUCCCAACCAACCCCAGCAGCCCAACAGUCGCUUCUCGGUGUCGCCCAGCGGAGACCUGACCAUCUCGUCUGUGCAGCGGGCAGAUGCUGGUUACUAUAUCUGCCAGGCUCUGACCGUUGCAGGCAGUAUCCUCGCCAAGGCUCAACUGGAGGUCACAGAUGUGCUCACAGACAGACCACCACCCAUCAUCCGCCAAGGCCCGUCCAAUCAGACGCUGGCAGUGGACAGCGUGGCUCUGUUGAAGUGCCAAGCAUCCGGAGACCCCAUCCCCUCCAUCAGCUGGCUGAAGGAUGGGGUUAGUCUGCUGGGGAAGGACCCCCGCAUGUCCCUGCAGGAGCUGGGCAGCUUGCAGAUCAAAAGCAUCAAGCUUUCAGACUCUGGGAUCUACACAUGUGUGGCUACCAGCUCCAGCGGUGAAACGUCAUGGAGUGCUUUCUUAGAAGUCAAAGAAUCGGGGAGUGGGUUGGUUGUGAAGACCCAUGAUGAGAACGAGCUUCCAGGUCCACCAUCUAAACCUCAGGUCACUGAUGUCACCAAAAACAGUGUGUCUUUAUCGUGGCAGCCCGGGAUGGUUGGAGCAUCCCCUGUCUCCUCUUUUGUCAUUGAGGCAUUCAGCCAAUCAGUGAGCAACAGCUGGCAAACAGUAGCUGAUCAUAUCAAAACCACCCAGUUUACCGUCAAAGGCCUGCGUCCUAACACCAUCUACCUGUUCAUGGUGCGUGCAGUCAACAACCAGGGCCUGAGUGAUCCAAGCCCCAUGUCUGAGCCUGUCAGAACACAAGAUAUAAGUCCUCCAGCUCAGGGUGUCGACCACAGGCAUGUACAGAAGGAGCUUGGAGAGGUUAUCGUUCGGUUGCACAACCCAGUAGUCCUGAGUCCCACAACCAUUCAGGUUACAUGGACGGUGGAUCGUCAGUCCCAGUUCAUCCAGGGUUACAGAGUUCUUUACAGGCAGACAUCAGGACUUCCUUCACCAGGACCCUGGCUGACUCAGGAUGUGAAGGUCCCUUCUGAGCGCAGCGUUGUCCUCUCUGCACUCAAAAAGGGCAUCGUGUAUGAGAUCAAAGUUCGCCCUUAUUUCAACGAAUUUCAAGGCAUGGACAGCGAAUCAAGAACAGCACGGACAACUGAGGAAGCUCCAAGUGCCCCCCCUCAGCAGGUAACAGUCCUGACUGUUGGAAACCAGAACAGCACUUCAAUUAGCAUCUCCUGGGACCCUCCUCCUCCAGACCACCAGAACGGCAUCAUCCAAGAGUACAAGAUCUGGUGUCUGGGGAAUGAGACACGUUUCCAUGUAAAUAAGACAGUGGAUGCAGCCAUACGCUCAGUGGUGGUGGGCAGGCUGCAGGUGGGCGUGGUGUACCAGGUGGAGGUGGCUGCCAGCACCAGUGCUGGGGUGGGAGUGAAGAGUGAACCUCAGUCUAUAAUCAUCGGUAAGGAGUUCAGGGACGUGAUUAUACAUGGAAACCGGAACAACAGCAUCACGGAGCAGAUCACUGAUGUGGUGAAACAGCCUGCCUUUAUCGCUGGUAUCGGAGGGGCCUGCUGGGUCAUCCUCAUGGGCUUCAGCAUCUGGCUCUACUGGAGGAGAAAGAAGAGAAAGGGGCUGAGCAACUACGCAGUUCAGUCCUUCACCUUCACCCCUGCAGUGACAUUCCAGAGAGUUGAUGGUGGCCUGAUGAGCAAUGGAAGCCGGCCAGGCCUGCUAAAUGCAAGUGACCCAGGCUACCCCUGGUUAGCGGACUCUUGGCCGGCCACCAGCCUGCCUGUCAACAGCAGCUCUGGGGGACCCAACGACCUCAGUAACUUUGGCCGAGGAGAUAUCCCCACUGGGCAAGGGGAUAAAACAGGCACAAUGCUAUCUGAUGGAGCCAUCUACAGCAGUAUAGACUUCACCACCAAAGCCAACUACAACAGCCCAGGCCAAACAUCCCAGGCCACUCCAUAUGCCACCACCCAGAUUCUUCACUCCAGCAGCAUCCACGAGCUGGCUGUGGACCUACCAGAGGCCCAGUGGAAGGCCUCGCUCCAGGCCAAGCAGGAGAUGGCCAGUCUGGGGUACUCCCUGCCCGACAAGAACUCCUGCAACAACACCCUCCUUUUCAUUCCUGACUACCGAUUGGCCGAUGGAUUGUCUAAUAGAAUCCCACACAACCAAUCACAAGAUUUCAGCACCACCAGCUCUCACAACAGCUCAGAGCGAAGCGGCAGUCUCUCAGGUGGGAAGGGAGGGAAGAAGAAGAAGACCAAGGCUGGCUCCAAACCCAGUAAAGCUAAUGGGUCCAACUGGGCCAAUGUCCCCCUCCCCCCUCCUCCUAUUCACCCCCUCCCUGGCACUGAGAUGGACCAUUACCCCAAUGAGCUUCACGAAGGAGGAGGGUAUGAGAGUGAUGGUUGGGGCCCGCCCAUGCCCGUGCAGACCUAUCUUCACCAGGGCAUGGAAGACGAGCUGGAGGAAGAGGAGGAGAGGGUUCCCACCCCACCCAUCCGAGGGGUUGCCUCUUCUCCAGCUGCUGUGUCCUUCGGACAGCAGUCCACAGCCACCCUUACCCCUUCUCCCCGAGACGAGAUGCAGCCCAUGCUCCAGGCUCAUCUGGAUGAACUGACCAGAGCGUACCAAAUGGACAUGGCAAAACAGACAUGGCACAUGCAAGUAGGCUCCCUUCCUCCUCAGGCUCCAGCUCCUCCGGUGGGCUACGUGUCAAGCACAAUGGUUUCAGACCUGGAGACUGACCUGGCUGAUGAGGAGGAGGAGGAAGAGGAAGAGGAGGAGGAUGAAGGCUACGGAGCCAGGCAUCCUCGCGGUAUUGAGCACACACCAGGGUCUAGCAUGGACAACCUGGACAGCUCUUUAACAGGGUCCAUGGUGAAUGGGUGGGGCUCAGCCUCGGAGGACGACCGUAAUUUCUCCAGCCACAGGUCCAGUUAUGGCAGUUCAUCUGAUGGCUCCAUCUUUACUCACUGCAGCUUUGCCCAGGCCCUGGUGGCCGCUGCAGACAAGGCGGGGUACCGCCUGGAGGGCACGAGCCUCAGCAAGAGAGGUAAAGGCUUGUCCCACAGGCCCCGGCCCAGCAGUCCAUUCUCAACAGAUGGCAGCACAGUCGGCACACAUAGCCUGGGCCACCAGAGGGCCACCAGGCCCACACGCAAACCCCGCAGCCAGGGCACAGCACCCCACCGGAGAGACCCUGGUGCAGAUGACCUACCUCCUCCCCCUGAGCCUCCUCCCUGUCAGGGGCAGGGCCGUAUCCAGGGGGCCCGCAGUAUAAGCAGCAUGGCAGCCCCCACAGAUAGAAAAGCAUCCUCUCUGGAGCGCCCGCCUAUGUCAGGGGUCCUGUCUGAAGAUGUAAAGAACUCUAUGGACAGACAGACUCGCACCACUCUGGACCAUCAUCGCCAGGCUCAAGAAAGGCUGGGCUCCAUGGACCGAGCUGAUGAUGGGCGCAGGGGAAACAAAACAGAGGAAGGGUGCACGCCAUACAGUAAACCAUCCUUCCCAUCCCCCGGGGGCCACAGCUCCUCUGGCACAGCCUCCUCUAAGGGCUCAACAGGGCCGCGCAAGGGCGAGGGUCCACGACAGCCACAGCAGUGGACCGCCUCAGAGCACGCAGAAUUCCUGGGGACCAACGCACAGGGACAGUUCUCGGGAGAGUUAUAGUGAUCUGCCUGGGAUUGGAACUGGACAAAAUGCUGGUCUUUCCUCGAAGGAAAGACACCCUCCCAUUUGGGACAACAAACUUUGUCCUUCUCUGUGUGUCCUGAGAGGAGCUGGAGGAGAGCGUCAGAGGGCACAUCAGAGAACAGCAGUGUCACAGAACUGUAAAUGUGAUGUAUAGACACAGACAUACUGUACAUCUCACUAUGUUUUCGUCCUCAAGAAAAUAUUUUCCACCUCCUACCUUACUGUAAUUUUCUUUUUGUUAGAAAAAGGCAAGUAAAAAAAAAAAAGAAAACACUAUAUGAGAACAAUUUUUUCUGGUAACUGUCCUUGAGGGGGGGAGGGGAUUUUGUUUCCUGUAAAUAUAUUCUUUAAGUUGUUGUUGCAUUGCUAUGCAAGCCUGAUUCAGUUUGAGCUUUUGAUUUCCAUAAACAGAAACAGUCAGUUUUAUCUGGUCAUUUGUAUUAUAUGUGAAUUGAGUGGCUGUUGUGCCAUAAAAUAAUUGUUUUAUAAUCCAUUGUUUGUUAAUAGUUACCAUUAAUUAUUAUCAUUAUUAUUAUUAAUUAUUGUUUUUGCACUGCAAUUUUUGGUGAUAAGCACAAAAACAUAGCUCCUGCUGACAUGAAGAACCGGAAGAAUAUGUGAAGAGGAGUUUCUGUACUGUAAAGUAAAGAGAAGAAAAUUAUAUACUAAUGUACAGAGAGAUAUUAAAGAGUAAGGUUUUGCUCACAGACAGCAACAAAUAAGGCACCCAUUUCCAUAGGUGAGACUAAUUGGGUGGCAGACACACAAGGUUUGAAAGUCUGAGGGGCAGAUAUGAGGCGUGAAGAACUGGACACAAAGCUGUAGCUGAACGAGUAGAUUAUUUAAUUCCUAAUUAACUGUCAGAAAAGUUUUGUACCACAAACAGUUAACGCUCAAUAUUUCAGACAAUUCCAGGCGUUCUCUCAUUUACAGAAACAGACUGAGGAGGUUUACUUUUUUAUUUUUUCUACAAGAGUCUCCAAGUAUUUCAAUUUCUGUUUGUAUGAUUUCCUGCCUGAAUAAUUUCAUCACAUUGAGUUUACGCUCCACAUUCACAACAACAGCAAACUAACCAUAAACCUGUCUACAUGCUGUAUUCAGUCAUAGCACUUACAGAGGCUGGUUUAUUUUUCUUUUAUCGCCUUAACACGUCGACAGACAUCACAACGGAGUAUUACUUGUAAUUAGUAGCAAUUAUACUCCAAAAGCUACCUUAAAUAUCAGUGGAGCAGCAUAAUUUGUUUACAUCUUUAUGUUUUAAAGUUUAUGUCUUUAGUUCCAUUUGAAUAUUGUUUGCUUUUACAGCACUUACUGUUUAUGUUUAUGUUAUAUGACAAAAAAAACAUUUGAUAUGUUUGGUCCAGCUAAGUGCUGCUGAAUUAGCUUGCUCUAAAUGUUGGUGCCUCAGACGCCAACACAUAAUGAUCGGCACAGUGUUGUGUGUGCAGAACUCUGAGGAGAAAUUUGUAUGAUUUACGAUGUAGCUUCGAGUUGCUGUUUGAUACAGCGAAGGGAAAUGGAGAAAAGCCUUGUAUAUUAACUAGCAGGUCUCACUGCCUCCACGUCUACAGCCACAACGUGGAGCAGAUCACUUUGAAUCUGCUUCACUGCCACAAAAACACACUUAUCAUCUGCCGCUUCGACUUCUCGGCCCCUGAAUCUCAAUAUUUUUGUCUUUUCAGACAAUGUUUUUAUUGGUUGUCCUUUUUUAAUGAAAAGCUUCUUUCUUUGUAUGCCUUUUAUGGACUCCAAAAACGCUGCUUACAACAAUGUUUUCAAUAUUAAUGUUCAGGAUUUUUGUGGUUCGAUGACUGUUUUGUCUUUUUUUGUACUGCUAAUGUUGAUAAAAAGGGGGGUGGAAACUAAAGGCCAUCAGAUGCUGUUGUACUGUUGUCGUCAUGCCAUCAUCAUUUUCUAUCAUCCACCCAGUGGCCAGUGUUCUGGAAAUGAGGUGCAAAGAGUAUCUCAGGUUAUUUUACAUUCUGGUGGUGUUUAUGUAUGUGUAUAUAUGUGUAUAUAUAUCCAUACGCAUCUCCACUUGAUUAUGCCAUUCCGUUUUCAUUGACAAAGAAUCCCUCUCAUGCCACUUUCUGUCUUACCCUCUUUUCUUUUCUGCUGUGGAUUUUGACUCUGAGUAAAAUGUGCUGGUUCAUCCACCUUAAGACAAGAUGUCAGUAAAAGAACAUACCAAAUUAAGAUUGAUAUUUCUAAUGUCUAAUACGUUUUAGUGUCUCUUUAAUACUCAUUGUUUUCUUUCAAAUCACAGUGUCGUUUUGUAUUUAUUAAAAUGAUAAUAAAAGUAUAUUGUGAAAUAUGCAUAAAGAUUCGUGGAAUAUGAGAUGUGUUUUUUUGUUCCUUGUAAAGUUUGCUGUCAGAGGCGAGCAGCGAGGCGUAUGGAGGUGAUGCUAGGAGGCACACGUUGGUGAAAAAAGCCGGGUCAGUAGUCGUCUGAGUCACUCUUCGUCCUGCAUGUUCACCACACUGCUCCUCUCAUGUCGAAACUGAAGAAACUUCAAAUCUGUUUGAACACAAGGAGCAAAAACGCUCACAAUUUGCUUGUCAAGACAAUAGAGAAAACGUCUUUUUGGAAGGAUGGAAGUACUUUGGCUUUCCCUCUCUUUGGUUCAUUUUCUCAAUAUUGUUGAUUCUUUGUAGCCUCUCUGUGUGUCGCCUUUUUGCUAUAAAAGAGGAUUAAAAACAACAAAAAGAGAAAGUUGAUGGGUGAAGUCUUUCUGUACAGUACGGGUGAGAUAACACCCUGAUCCAAUGCCAUUUCUACAGUGCAGUACAUUCUGCUUUUUUGUUUCCUUUCUGUAAACCAACCUCUGUAUUCACUUGCAUGUCCUUGUCCAAGAAGAGAGUGGAUCAAGAAAAUAAACUUUUACAGUCUCAUUCCCAUGUCCUGUAAGAUAAAUCCAUGUUCUUUUAUUUCCUUGUACCUGGAUCAAUAUCAAAUAAAAUAUUUUUGAAAAAUGAAAAA